UCAUCAUGCAAAACUUAGUAGAGAGACUAAGACCCCUCGUGGGUUUGAACGGAUGGGACUAUUGUAUCUACUGGAAAUUGAGUGAAGACCAAAGGUUUCUUGAGUGGUUGGGAUGCUGUUGUGCUGGCACUGAAAGCAAUCAAAAUGCUGGGGAAGAACAUAUUUUCCCUGUCUCUUCUGUGGCCUCAUGCAGGGAUAGUACAUAUCCACACCCCAGAACAAAGCCCUGCGAUCUUCUUUCACAGCUUUCCACUUCCAUACCCAUAGAUAAUUCUGGGAUUCAUGCACAGACCCUAUUAACAAACCAACCCAACUGGGUGAACUAUUCCAAUGGCAUGGAUCCUAACAUCUUGGAAGAAACAAUUGGGACCCAGGUUUUGAUUUCGGUGCCAGGUGGACUAGUUGAACUGUUUGUAACUAAACAAGUGCCUGAAGAUCAUCAACUAAUAGAUUAUGUCAUAAACCAGUGCAUUGAAGCCGUGAACCACUCAAUGAGCUUCCACAUUGACGAGAAUUCAAUGAGCAACAUGCAAUCAAACCCACUUAUAGGCGAUGAAAAUGAAGGGAACAACAACAGCAGGGACACUUCCACCCUUCAGAACAUGUCAUCACAAUGGACCUCCGCAGUAUUGCAAACCAACCAAGAAGAUCAGGAGCAUGAGCAUGAGCAUGACACGUAUCAGAAAAGCCUCAUGACAACAACGGAUUCACAAUACGUGGAGCCUUUGGAGGCAAAAGAGAAGCAAGAGGAGGACAAGGACUUGCUGAAAAACGUUGUUGGUAGAUCAGAUUCAAUGUCAGAUUGCAGUGACCAGAACGAAGAAGAGGAAGAUGGAAAGUAUAGGAGGAGGAAUGGGAAAGGGAACCAAUCCAAGAACCUUGUGGCUGAGAGGAAGAGAAGGAAGAAGCUCAAUGAUAGGUUAUAUAACCUUCGUUCUUUGGUUCCUAGGAUCUCUAAGCUGGAUAGGGCAUCCAUUCUUGGAGAUGCCAUUGAGUAUGUGAAGGAUUUGCAGAAGCAAGUGAAGGAGCUCCAAGAUGAGCUUGAGGAGAAUGCAGACACUGAAAGCAACUGCAUGAAUUGUGUAAGUGAACUUGGGCCAAAUGCUGAACAUGAUAAGGCCCAAACUGGGUUGCAUGUGGGAACAUCAGGGAAUGGCUAUGUCUCCAAACAAAAGCAGGAAGGUACUACUGUCAUUGACAAGCAGACCCAGCAGAUGGAGCCGCAAGUGGAAGUGGCUCUGAUAGAUGGGAAUGAGUAUUUUGUGAAGGUGUUCUGUGAGCACAGGCCUGAUGGGUUUGUGAAACUGAUGGAGGCAUUGAACACUAUUGGCAUGGAUGUAGUGCAUGCCACGGUAACCAGCCACACGGGACUCGUGUCAAAUGUUUUUAAAGUGGAAAAAAAGGAUAGUGAAACGGUUGAAGCUGAAGAUGUAAGAGACUCAUUGCUAGAGCUUAUGCGGAACCGUUACAGAGGGUGGACUCAUGAGAUGACAGCAACGUCGGGAAAUAGUGUGGAAAGCGAUCAACAUCAACUCCACAACCACAACCAGAUGGGUGCCUACCCGCACGAGUUUCAUAGUUAA
Glycine soja is the source of this 1583-nucleotide messenger RNA. RefSeq names its product transcription factor ABORTED MICROSPORES. The record is from RefSeq and is a predicted model, not a curated record. Gene Ontology annotation, biological process: regulation of DNA-templated transcription. Lineage: Eukaryota; Viridiplantae; Streptophyta; Magnoliopsida; Fabales; Fabaceae. Gene Ontology annotation, cellular component: nucleus. Gene Ontology annotation, molecular function: DNA-binding transcription factor activity; protein dimerization activity; sequence-specific DNA binding. The transcript is spliced from 8 exons. Bases 6 to 1583 code for a protein of 525 amino acids.